UGGUGUCUUUUCUACAACUAUUUUUCCUUGUUUAUCCGUUCAACGCCUAUUUCACAAACUACACAAAUCCACGAUGGAGUUCAAAUUCGGAAUGCUCUGGAUUGCCAGCAUUAUUUUGCUGCUCAAUGAAGAUAUUGUUUUCGCACAGACAAAACGCUCGUUCCGUACGAGUGCUGCCCAGGGACGGGCACUUGGCUCGAACCCCCGCCAAUCGACCUCGUCCCACGUUGAUUUCGAGUGUCCGGAAGAGUUCGGUUAUUAUCCACAUCCGAACGACUGCUCACAGUACUAUGUGUGCGUGUUCGGUGGCGCUCUGCUGGAAAGCUGUACCGGUGGUUUGAUGUACAGCCACGAGCUGCAGACCUGCGAUUGGCCGCGCAACGUUGGAUGUGAUCUGCCUGCGCUCAGCUCACCAUCCGCACCGGCUAGCCGCACGGUUACGCCACGCGUUCCACAGGUGCUUAGCAGGGUACGCUUCUCGUCAUCCGCUCCGUCGGCCCCAUCCGGACCGUCGGGACCAUCGGGACCAUCGGGACCGUCUGGACCUUCGGGACCUUCUGGACCGGCCGAACAGUCGGUACCGGCACGCAUUCAACAGAUUCACAAUCUGCCACCUCCACCACCACCACCAGCCAACCCGAACCCUGUGAUUACUACACGAGGACAGCCGAAAAACUCCCCGCAGGAGGACAUAGCAAAGCUCUACGCCGAAGCGCAUGAAACACUUCCACCGGUAGAGGAAGAGGAAUCCGAUCGUCAGCAGCGUGUCUAUCGCGGACAGCCAAGCACGGUGUCACAAGUGCAGCGCGAUCGUGACGGCAUCCUGCAGCAGCAGAGUGUCAAUGCUAUUCCGACCCAGGCUAAAGUAGGUUCCUUUGCGUACAGUGCUCAACCUCAACCGUUCAGAAUUGACAAACACGAUGACGAGUCACUGCAAACGCUAGACGACACAUUUUCCACUGACAGCAAGGCCCACGAUCGCAAGAAGCGAGAUACUGCCGGUCAAGCUAAGACCGAAACAGCGGACACUGCCCAAACCUCACUGGUGACGCAAAUAGAUCCGACAGCAGUGGCCGGAACUGAUGACGAAUUGACCAAAAAACCUGCCAAACGCUCCAACUCUGACUCAGAAGCUUCGGCACAAGACAAUCUUGCACCGGAAAACUCCCCCGACAGUUUAGCACCGUCUAGUGGUGGAGAAAGUCAGCGAACGGCUCGUCAACUCCGUCAGUUGGGUAACUGGCAGUAUCGCUCACUGGACACAUCGCUUUCGCGUCAAAACGGUUACUCGCCGAGCAGCUUUGACCCUUUCGGAUACACGGUGCUGCCUACGGCUUCGACGUACUUUAAACCUGGCGCACGAUACUUUCAACCGCAAACUUACAGCAAGAAGGAACUGACCCAGACCUAUAACGAUUAUCUGGAAGCUUACAGUAAGAGCAAACAGCCUACUUAUAACGUGCGCCCGGUAGAGUUACAGCCGCACAAAACAUCCGGCCUGCAGAACUACAAGACAAUCGCGAAGAUCACACCUCAGGACACGAUCAUUCCAUUGCUACUAGCUAAUCAGCAACAGCAACGACCACACCAAUCAAACUACGGCCAAACACAAUUCACUGCGGCCGCAUUUGUUAACAGUCACAAUAACAAAAAGUACACCACACCGGCCUCACCACACGACGGUGACGAGGAAACAAUCCCGGACAAUUUUGCGUUCUUCCAUUUCGGCAAUACCUACUCCUCUACGCCGAUUUCCGUCAACAAUCAUGCGAAGUCGCCAAAGCAACCGAAACCCUCCAACGUGCAGAUCUCGAACGUAGCACAGCCGACGCAAAAGACGCCUUACAUCGCCUUCAGCUCCGUCGGUGGAUUCUUCAACAAUCAACCAACGGCCAAUCCGUUGAAGGAAAGCUUCGUUCUUAAACCGAACCAUUCAAAGCCAAAGCCGGUUCAUACUGGUUCUCAAGGUCCUAGUACACCGGCCCCGGUGUAUGAGGGUAUUUCAAAUUCAAUUCAAUCGAACGGACUAAGAUACUCCGUCACCACACCAAAGAUUGUGCCGGGAACGGGACUCGAGCUGUACCAGCCAAACGUCUAUCUUAAUGCUCCCCGACCGCAGGUUUACAGUGGAUAUGGUGGUAAACCUUCCGGAGCUGUUUACGAGGCGUCAACCCCAAAGCCAAGUUCGGCUCAAUUUGUAACCAAAUCGACCAAUGGCUUCCAACCAAUUGCCGUAUCGACCACACCGAAGUACUAUCAACCUCAAGUUUCCAAAACGGUGAGCCCGAGCGAGUACAGCAAGUUCUACGAAUCCAUCAAAAACUCGCACAUCGCUCAGGUCAAACCAAAUGCCGAACCAACGCCCAUCCGUAUCGGAUCCGGUCAAGUAGUUUACCGGCCAGAUACCAACAACACCAAGCUUCAACCUGUCUCCCAAGGAUACAGUCCUCAGCAGAUUUUCUACAAUCCUGUGGUAUCGGCUCCGCAAAGUCCCGUACCAAAACCGCAAGAGUCGGGAGAAUUUUACUACGAGGAAGAUGACGAUAUUGACCAGCGAGGACAAAAGUAUGUAAAGAACACGUUGGACUCAAACCGGCGGCCUGUGUAUGGCAAACGGCCUUAUGGCGAUGAAGAAGAGGAUGAAGAUGAGUACUACGAAGAUGAUGAAGACGAUGAUGAUGAGUUCCAGUAUCGGUAUCCCGUGAACAAGUCCAAGUACACCCCCAUGACGGAAACGAUGGCUCCGCGGCCAAUGCAAAAUAUGACCACGCCCAAACCGCCAAGCUUGGUAUCGGGCAAUCUUUACUACAAUUAUGAAACGACCACUUGGCGCCCACCAACCGUGACAACAUAUUCCCCAAGCUCAACCUCAGACAUUCCACCGAUUAUCAAAUUCCCCGAAGAUGUCUUCCAGGGCAUUAAACCGUUGGGUGACGUGCCUCGGUAUCUGAACAAAUCCACCCUGCGACCGUACACGAUACGACAACGUCUUCGUCCAACGGUUGUCCAGCACAAUCAUCUUGAGGAGAGUGUCCCUAGCGAGCGAGGACGUAGUACGACCACGACCACUACCACCAGACCACCAGCGACGACGACCACAACCCGCUACUAUCCUACCACGGUGCGUACGCGCAUCACGACCAAGACCCCAACACGUCGACCGGUGACUACUACGACACCGGCGGUCAUUACCACUACCACCACCCCCGAACCACCUCAGACAACACAGACGACGUCGCGCAAACGGUACACGAUCCGACCGAAUCGUGGCCAGCAGCGCUGGCGCACAACCGAGACACCGGAACCAACUACGACCAACGGGCGACAUGCCAGUCCGACUAGACCGACCAAAAUUCGACCACAGCUGGAGCUCGACGAACGCCUACCGAACAGAGUUGAAACAUCAUCACCAGCACCACCGAGCCGAUACGUGCCAGAACAACAACAGAAGACACAGCUCACGCAGAGCAACAGAAACUACUACAACACGAGCAACUAUGAACCAUCUGCGUACGAUUCUUACUAUGCCGUUUACGACGAAGAUGUUGAACUGUAUCGAGAUGUUGAAUAUCAACCACAACCCCAGAAACCUGUCGUUUCGUCUACGUACCGUCCGACAGUGGUCACAACCGUGGCUCCAACUUCUCAGCGAGAUCCGUACGUCACUUCUCCACGAACUACCUACCAGAGACCUUCCUACCAGGCAGACUAUGACGAUGCUCUAGUGGCUCAGCUUGAAGAAGAUCGUUACAAUCAGAAGCAAACCAAUACACAGAUAAGAAAUGAGUUGAACUCUAUCUCGGACCGUCCGAUACUGGUGUCUUCCACGAUCCGUGCCUAUAACAGCCCCAAGUAUCAGACGGCCUUCGUUACGACGCCCGAGCCCUUCUCACUGCCGUCGUCAACCACAGCCAGAACCACUACAACCACCACCACUACCACCACCACCACCACCACACCUGCUCCAAUACAGUACUAUACUACAAGAUCAUCACAAUUGGACGAUCAAAGUAAUAAAACAACACCCAAAUCAAUCAUAUUAACACUCGCAGCACGCGCGGGUUCCUCAUCGACCCCAGAGCCCCCCUCUCCCUUCCUUGUGUCCUUUGCGCCGACCCCACAAUCUCCCUAUGAGCCACGGUACCGCAGUAGCACUAGCUCGGUUCCACGAUACAUUAAACCAUCAUCAACUACCACAACCACCACCACCACUGCCAUACCCACUACAACCACCACACUACCUCGCACGACCACUACUUCUACAGUUGACCAAUACCCACGGUUCCGUCCGUCCACUCAGUACGAUCAGCAGGUACCUUCCGGAAUUAACUUCCAUCCGAUUCCGGAAGAUCACUACUAUGAUGACGAUAGUGACGCUCACGAGGAUAGUGCCGACCAGGUGGACGACGAGUACUCGACACUGUCCAAAACUAGGUACGAUUAUCGUACGCCAUCUCGUGUCGCCGCCGAUUCGACGAACGAUCACUCCAAGAAGCAGUUUAUUACACAAAAGCUUCUACCGGUGUUUUCCCAUACGUACUCACAGUCCGAUCCUCGUUCCGCGUCAUCAGCCAACGCACAUGCGAUGGCGUCCGAUUCUUACGAUGAGACUCCCUUUUCGUACGAUACUCGGCCGGAGUUUUCGCCUUCCGGUGUCGCUGAACAGUUUGUCCCAUUGACAAGCACUUUGCCACCACCAACAACUACUACCACAACUACCACUAGAAAGCCAACAACAACUACAACCUCUACCACAACCACCACUAGGAAGCCAACGACAACCACUACCACAACUACCACUAGAAGGCCUACAACUACAACCACUACCACAACAACCACUAAGAAGCCUACAACAACCCCUACCACCACUACUACGACCACAACCACACGCUUGCCCCCUAACACUCAAGAGUCACAGCGCCAAAAGUUACAAAAGUUUAUCAUCUCUGAUGUACAACCGGCCAGCUUCCGGACCCCUUUCAGUACCACGGCCAAAGCUCAGCCUCUGCCCGAUUACGACAGUUAUCUGUAUCAUGAAGCUAUCCCAAGUAGUGUACGAUCGCGCAAUCAGCACACGUUCCUGAAAGCCAUUGCGACUACGCUUUCUGCGACACAAUCCUCCACGAUCGCUACGACCACACCGGAAGUGCCUAUCAUACGAUCAUACGCGGCUAGACCAUCUCCUGGAGCUGCAAGUCGACCGGAACACUUUGGGCCUGACAAAUCGAUUCGAUUGACACAUACUUCCCAGGAUUGGGAGGUACGUCGUCCCCUAUCGACGUUUAGUUUUGGCACCGGCGUACCGACGACUGACGCGCGUUCGGAGCAAACGUUUAGCAGUAAUAGAUUUUACAAUCUAACGCUUAGUUCCGGAUUUGUUGGUUUGCCGGGAGCUGCUUCAAGCACUGGCAAUCGUGGACGUAUUGAGCUUCCAAGGAAUCAAGAACCUUUGCCAAGCUAUACAACUUUUACGCUUUCGGAUGCUGUUACUAGUAGUUCACGAGGCGCGUCCACUACCAUUUUGGAAGCGUUGUCUGAAACAACUACUCCAUACACUACAAUUACGAUGCCCACUACUACUACUCCUACUACUACUACUACACCCACCACUACAGUAAGCCCUACUUCAUUGGUCGCUGAUAGUGGUCUUAGUAAUGUACGAUUUGUUGUAAGUUCUAGUUUACCCACCACUGGCCGCCCUCGUUAUUCGAAGGUCCAGGAUGAGAAUGUUGCUCUUUAUAAGAGCCGUGAUGUACAGACGACAACAACGAGCACUGCGAUAAAUCGACUUGCAGCUCGGCCUAGCAUCGUACCGACCGCUGCAAGCGAUUGGGUCCCUUUAAUAGAAGAAAAGAUCCUGUCCAGUCCCAAGACCAACACACUGCACGAACAAGAAGAUCGUGACCGUGAUACGGACGAUCCGUUGCUUCAAACGCGAGUGCAAGUAAAUACGGAGGAUGCUUUCGUUGCGGUUACUACCGCUUCGACACCUCCGACUCGGUUCCCACCGAGAACUACUCUUGCCCCAUUUGGCACGCUGGAGGGUAGAAAAUCCAUUGAAAAAGUACAAACUCUUCCACCGCGUAGUCCUGCCGCGAAGGAAGCGCCUAGCAAAGCUCUAGACCCGGUUACCAAUUCACCAACACGGUUAGUAGUUUCACCGUACAAAAGUUUAGAAGUGCAACGUCAAACGACGUCAUCUGAUAAACCCUUUGCAUCUACUUCGAGAGUCAUCUCGAACCUUUACCGUACAACCACACCCGAGGUUCCGGCUCUCGGUGGUCCUACGGUGAAGAGCUACUUCCAGCUGACAGCUGUACCAAAGCUGGCUGCUAUUUUGCGGGAAACAACCACACCUAGUACGACUACGACAAGUUUAACAACAACUACCACUACGACGACUGUUGCUCCGCCUAGUACAACUGUGACAAGCACGAGCGAAGAGUCGGUUACUAUGACUUCUACUACCACUACUACUAGCCAUAGUACCAAUGCACCUACGCCCACGACAGUCCCAACUACUACCUUCGGUAGUAGCUCGGAAGAAGUGAUCACCACCAGCAGCACGUUGCCCAAAUCGACCGAGGUAUAUCGUGGUCGAUAUCGUCCCGUGUUCAGUUUUGUACGUUCUUCGGAAUCGUACGACGAAGCAACCACUCCACGGUACCGCUAUCUUCGUAACCGUGGACGAGGAUCGCCUAGACGCUCCUACACUAGAUUACGUCCAACGGCUCAAAGUUAUACGUUAGCAUCGAGCACAGUAAAUGACACGGUUAGUGUUCAGAAAGUCUCUUCUCCUAGCAGCACCUCGGUGCCGACAGGAGAAUAUAGUAGAACGGCCGAUAGCACAGUACUAUCGAUAGCUAGCGAGUAUGACGAUCGUGUGGUUAGUUCAAGCUCCGCAUCCUCUGCCUAUCUAAAUCGUAUUCCGACAACUGAUCGUACGAAGUAUCAAUCAACUGAUCGUGAGAUCUCUAAAACAGCUCAUGUAAAGAGUCGCUACGAACAGUUCGAUUUCAAUCGUACCGAAAAGGAAGAUCGACCACGCCAACCAUUGUCAACUACUGGGCAGUCGAAUCGUGUUGUACAAAUCACGGACAAACCAGUAUACUAUACCCGUUUUCAUUCGACAUCUACUGAAGAGAGUUCUUUUGCUGUCGCCAACAGCAGUCGACAGCCGGAGUCGACGACGAAAAAGUUCCGUGCCACGGUCGAAAUGCCAGAAAUGAACAUUCCGACCGAGAAGGAGCUACUUUCCUACCAUCAGGAUAGUGGGAACACAUCGGAAGAUGAGGAUCGUGACGACGAGGAAGACGAGGACGACGUUGAAGAUGACGAUGUUGAGACGGUGGACGAAGAUUUGGCCGACUAUUCGUAUCUAGAAACAUCCAGCGUUCCGUCUACAACGACGACAACAACUAGUACGACCCCACCGACAACUACGACCACGACUACGACGACUUCAACGACAACAACGACCACAACGUCGGCACCGCCCCCGACCACUAGUACAACGACCCUACGGAGCACCUUCAAGCCGAUGGCACGGGCUUCCAAACGAUACACGACGCCACAUUAUGCCGCCAUCGUAGCGGUCACUACCGAGCGUAGUUUCUAUUCGGCUGUGCCAUCGCGCUUCUACCCUAGUACAACGCAAGGAUUGAACCUUACCGCUGGUGCUGCGCAUCCGGAACCCAUUUCGGAACACCCGUAUCACAGUGCACGUAGUACCUCUGCGCCUCUUUCCCUCUCGUCCACCUCCUCUUUCCCCUCAUCCGCCCCGUCCACUGAUGCCGUAAGUCUUCGAAUCAGUGAUGGUCUUAGCAAGAGCAAUGUUUCGAGCAGUAGCUCCAAUUUGUUAUCCCCGUCUUCCACCUCAACUCCCUCCAUUCCCACCACCACCAAUACAACCACAACCAUCACCACCACCACAAUCCGCCCGCCAACGACGUACUCCGUAAAUAAGCUCCCACCGCGCGCUUCCAGGGUCAAUAAUGCCAUAAAGACCACGAUCGCAGCCGCACAACUGCCACGCCGAUAUAGCAAACCAUCCGCAGCGGGAAAAAGUAUACAAUGUACAGAAAACUCACUGUCCGCCAAAUGCAACGAGAUUCCCUCGAGAGUUAGCAACAGUAACAGUAACAACAAUAACCGCAACCGUGGCAGUUCGCAUUAUGCGACCGAUGGACAAUCGACCAUUUCAGCCAACCGAGGAACGCACCCACCACGUGCACGACCAACACUGAAGCCGUCUCAGAACAUCGUCUCGAAGGCACAAGAAUUUGUAGACAUCUACCGUCAUCCGCCGACUCGUCCCGAACCUCUAUACCCUCAACCAACACCCGACAAGACCGCUGCCAAGUGCCGUAAGGAUGUGUGCCUACUGCCCGACUGCUACUGCGGUGGAAAGGAUGUGCCUGGUGAGCUUCCGGUCGAACAGGUGCCCCAGAUCGUGCUGCUCACGUUCGACGAUUCCGUAAACGAUUUGAACAAACAGCUCUACCAGGAUCUUUUCGAGCGUGGACGUGUUAACCCGAACGGUUGCCCUAUUACGGCCACGUUCUAUGUAUCGCACGAGUGGACCGACUAUAGCCAGGUGCAGAACCUGUACUCCGACGGGCACGAGAUGGCAUCGCACACAGUUUCUCAUAGCUUCGGCGAAUCAUUCUCCCCGAAAAAGUGGGCCCGGGAAGUUGCCGGCCAGCGUGAGAUCCUCUCCGCGUACGGUGGCGUGAAGCUGGAAGAUGUGCGCGGUAUGCGUGCACCGUUCCUGUCGAUCGGUGGCAACAAGAUGUUCAAGAUGCUGCACGACUUCAACUUCACCUACGAUUCGUCGAUGCCGGUGUACGAGAACCGUCCGCCGAGCUGGCCGUACACGCUCGACUACAAGAUCUUCCACGAUUGUAUGAUUCCACCCUGUCCAACCAAGAGCUAUCCAGGUGUUUGGGAGGUUCCUAUGGUGAUGUGGCAGGAUCUGAACGGUGGCCGCUGCUCGAUGGGUGACGCCUGCUCGAAUCCGCCGGAGGCCGAAGGUGUCUACAAGAUGAUCAUGAAGAACUUCGAACGUCACUACACGACCAACCGGGCACCGUUCGGGCUGUACUACCAUGCCGCCUGGUUCACGCAGCCGCACCACAAGGAAGGAUUCAUACAAUUCCUGGACGCGAUCAACUCGAUGAAGGACGUGUUCAUCAUCACCAACUGGCAAGCGCUGCAGUGGGUACGCGAUCCGACACCGCUCUCGCGCAUCAACUCCUUCACGCCCUUCCAGUGCAACUAUGGAGAUCGUCCCAAGCGUUGUAACAACCCGAAGGUAUGCAACCUGUGGCACAAAUCGGGCGUCCGGUACAUGCGUACCUGCCAGCCCUGCCCGGACAUCUACCCAUGGACCGGCAAGACUGGCAUCCGUUCGUCUCGCAUCGACAACGACAUCGAGGUGGCCGACACCAACUAAGUCA
Anopheles maculipalpis is the source of this 9458-nucleotide messenger RNA. RefSeq names its product mucin-5AC (gene Cda5). Gene Ontology annotation, molecular function: chitin binding; hydrolase activity, acting on carbon-nitrogen (but not peptide) bonds. Gene Ontology annotation, cellular component: extracellular region. The record is from RefSeq and is a predicted model, not a curated record. Bases 74 to 9454 code for a protein of 3126 amino acids. Gene Ontology annotation, biological process: carbohydrate metabolic process. Lineage: Eukaryota; Metazoa; Arthropoda; Insecta; Diptera; Culicidae. The transcript is spliced from 14 exons.